AUGGCUGCCCCGGCGCCCGUCGGCCUCUCGGGCUCACGCAGUCCUCUGCUGGCCGCCGGACUUCGGCUGCUCCCGCUACUGGGGCUGCUGCAGCUGCUGGCCGAGCCCGGCCUGGGCCGCGUCCACCACCUGGCGCUCAAGGACGACGUGAGGCAUAAGGUCCAUCUGAACACUUUUGGAUUCUUCAAGAAUGGGUACAUGAUGGUGAAUGUCAGCAGCCUUUCAGUGAAAGAGCCUGAAGGAGCCACAGACAAGGACGCAAUUAUUGGAUUCAGCCUAGACCGUACAAAGAAUGAUGGAUUUUCUUCUUACCUGGAUGAAGAUAUGGGUUAUUGUAUUUUAAAGAAACAGUUCGCCUCUGUCACCCUUCUAAUCCUAAACAUCUCCAGAAGUGAAGUGAAAGUAAAAUCUCCCCCAGAAGCCGGUAUCCAGUUACCAAAGAUCGUCUUCAACAAGGACGAGAAGGUCCUCGGUCAGAGCCCGGAGCCUGCCGUUAGCCCUGUUUCAGCAGGCAGCCAGACGCAGAAAAAACAAGACAGUGGAAAGUCCAAACGGAGUACAGUGGAUUCAAAGGCAACAGGAGAGAAAUCCUUUUCCGUUCGUAAUAAUGAUGGGGCAGUUUCAUUUCAGUUUUUCUUUAACAUCAGCACUGAUGACCAAGAAGGCCUGUACAGUCUUUAUUUUCAUAAAUGCCCUGGAAGCAAAACACGGUCUAAUGACAAGUUUUCAUUCAGCCUUGAUAUCGAGAUCACAGAGAAGAAUCCUGACAGCUACCUCUCAGCGGGAGAGAUUCCUCUCCCUAAAUUAUACAUUUCCAUGGCCUUUUUCUUUUUUCUCUCUGGGACUGUCUGGAUCCACAUCCUUCGCAAACGACGGAACGAUGUGUUUAAAAUUCACUGGUUGAUGGCGGCCCUUCCUUUCACCAAGUCCCUUUCCUUGGUGUUCCAUGCGAUCGACUACCACUACAUCUCCUCCCAGGGUUUCCCGAUCGAAGGCUGGGCCGUGGUGUACUACAUCACUCACCUCCUGAAGGGGGCGCUGCUCUUCAUCACCAUCGCGCUCAUUGGCACCGGCUGGGCUUUCAUCAAGCACAUCCUUUCUGAUAAAGACAAGAAGAUCUUCAUGAUCGUCAUCCCGCUCCAGGUCCUGGCGAACGUGGCCUACAUCAUCAUAGAGUCCACCGAGGAAGGGACGACCGAGUACGGCUUGUGGAAGGAUUCCCUGUUUCUGGUGGACCUGCUGUGCUGCGGAGCCAUCCUCUUCCCCGUGGUGUGGUCAAUCAGGCAUUUACAAGAAGCAUCGGCAACAGAUGGAAAAGCUGCUAUCAACUUAGCAAAGCUGAAGCUUUUCAGACAUUACUACGUCUUGAUCGUGUGUUACAUUUACUUCACCAGGAUCAUCGCCUUUCUCCUCAAACUCGCCGUCCCGUUCCAGUGGAAGUGGCUCUACCAGAGUGACGACGCCAGGGGUGAUGGAGAACGUGAAAAAAGUCAAGAAGGUGACCAACGGCUCGCUGGAGCCCCCGGGCGACUGGGAAGGCACCGCCUGAUGGAGCGGCUCCCGGGCAGGCGGGCGGGCGCCGUCGAAGGAGACUCUUCAUUUAUUCACAGCCCCGUUGGUCAGCGAGAGCGGCCGGCACGUCCCGGCGGUGACACCACCAAGCACGUGGCUGGGAGCCAAGGGCCACGGGAACCUAACUUUUCACUCUCUUUCAUGGACGCUGGAUCUGUGGCCGGCUUAGGCCGCUGGGAUUCUCCUGCAGGUGGGAGCGGGGCUGCAGACGCGGGGAAAGGCAAGACUUUGUUUUUAACUCACAUCUCUGGUUUUUUACCUGGGACUCUUCAGGCAGACACAGGCGUAGCCCAGCCUGUGGCGGUGAUCAGGUGCCGAGCGGGGACACGGACUCCCGGAGAAGGGGGAGGGGAGCGGCCUAGACACAAAGGAGACGAGGUCAGUUUGGGAACCAGAGUCAGAACCUGCCUGGGUGGGUGGGGCCUGGCCCUGCCUGUCGCCCCAGACCUUUCUCCCGGAUUCUGACGGCACCCGGGAAAACGGCGGUCGCCCAGGGCUGCAGGGUCACUGGCCGGGUCCGGGCCCUCCCUGGUGGUGGGAAGCUGUCCUCUUGAUUAAAGUGGAUCCCGAGCUGCCUAA
Messenger RNA from Phacochoerus africanus (Common warthog), 2151 nucleotides. RefSeq names its product G protein-coupled receptor 107 (gene GPR107). Gene Ontology annotation, cellular component: membrane; Golgi apparatus; clathrin-coated vesicle. The transcript is spliced from 17 exons. Gene Ontology annotation, biological process: clathrin-dependent endocytosis. Bases 1 to 2037 code for a protein of 678 amino acids. Gene Ontology annotation, molecular function: clathrin heavy chain binding. The record is from RefSeq and is a predicted model, not a curated record. Lineage: Eukaryota; Metazoa; Chordata; Mammalia; Artiodactyla; Suidae.